Loa loa (African eye worm) is the source of this 821-nucleotide messenger RNA. RefSeq lists its product as hypothetical. The coding region runs from base 1 to 717 and encodes 238 amino acids. The record is from RefSeq and is a predicted model, not a curated record. The transcript is spliced from 5 exons. NCBI's taxonomy places the organism in Eukaryota, Metazoa, Nematoda, Chromadorea, Rhabditida, Onchocercidae.
AUGAAAUGGCAGUCAUUUGUUACUGAGUUUAAGGGAAUCGGAAGUGUUGAAAUUCCAACACAGCGACAUCAAGUGACAGCGGCGAAAUUAUCACGAUCACAGACUAAUCUUCAGCAAGAAUAUCAAGAAGCUCAGAAGGCAUUACUAGAAACGUAUCGUAAAGAGCAAAUGACCGGAACGAAAGCGUCAAUGCGUAAGGAACAACGAAAAACAAAGAAUGAUAAAGUGGUACCAAUAGAAGCGAGUGUUAUUCAAAAUGUACAAAAGGAUGAUCAAGCAUUAGAUGUUGAAGUUCCUGAUAAUAACGUGAAGGAAAUUAUACAAGGGACGAAAAUUGCAGAAACUGAGACAGGAAAACCAGAAGUUGAAGAAGUUGCUUCUCGGUCAGUAUAUGCAUUCCUCAGUGAUGAGGUUUUGAAAAUUAAACAAUUGGUGGAAAAUCCUGUACCAAAAGAGGAUGAAAUUGACACAGCUGAUUAUGUCUUUAUGCAACCCCUCUAUGCACGUACAUACGGAGCCGUUGAAACAGAAAGUCGAGAUAUGACAGAGAAAUAUAUGAUGAAUAUGCUUCCGGAAGAGUACUUUGAUAGAGCAAUGGAUGAUGGCGCAGAAUACGUUGCAAGUAUGCCAGUAAAUAAAAGCAAAGAAAAUAUAGGAGGUGCCGAAAAGUUGCUAAAAAGUUCGUCGAAAUCAAAGAAAAGCAGAGGUCAAAAAUAGUAAAGGAGAAUUCUCCCCAUCCCGAUUCCGGUGAUAUUGCACAUUUAUGUAAUUUUGAAAACAAAUGCAUUCCUUGUGUUAAAUUACAUUCAAUAAUGUAGUAA